Messenger RNA from [Torrubiella] hemipterigena, 1865 nucleotides. The record is from the annotation of a GenBank genome assembly. NCBI's taxonomy places the organism in Eukaryota, Fungi, Ascomycota, Sordariomycetes, Hypocreales, Clavicipitaceae.
CCGCAACAUCAUCCCAUCACAACUACAAAACAGAAAAGAUGGCGGCUCCGGCUACGUUACCGGCGCUUUUGACGUCGUUGACACAGUCAUUGACUCUUGCACAAGAAGCUACGCCUACGAUUGCGGCCAUUGAGCACCAGCAGGACGGCAUCUCGCUGCUUGAUGUAAAGAACGAGCUGCUGCUGUCUUACCUCCAAAACUUGGUCUUUUUGAUUCUUGUCAAGUUGAGAAACGCAAAGGACUCGAAAAAAGAGCCCUCGGAUAUCGACGAAUCUGUGCGAACACAAUUAGUCGAACUGCGACUCUACCUCGAAAAGGGUGCCCGACCCCUCGAAGAAAAACUCCGAUUCUCCAUUGAGCGAUUCCUCCGCAGCGCUGAUGACGCCCUGCGUGAAGAGAAGCAGCGCCAGGAGCAAUUAGAAAAGGGCAGCGAUGACGAUGAGGAGGACGAGGAUGAGGACGACGAAGACGACAGCGAAGAAGACGAAGAGGUCAAGCCCAGCAAACCUCUGCACCAAAAGCACGGCAAGAAUGCAGCGGCCCCUCGCUUUGGCACGCUUGUCGACGAUGUAACAGCUAAGCCUGCCCAGCGACAAGACGGUCCAGGCGGUGUAUACAAGGCACCCAAGCGUGAGCGCCAGCUGAUGGAGACGCAGCGCAAAGACAAGAUGGAGCGCCGCCCCAACCGCUCACGCACCAUGGAGGAGUUCGUCAACUCCGAGCUGUCGUCGGCGCCCAUGGCCGAGCCCAGUAUUGGUACAACUAUUGUGCAGGGCGGCCGCAGGAUGAAGACGACCGACGAGCGCAAGGACGAAGCCGAACGCCGGGACUACGAAGAGGCCAACUUUGUGCGCCUGCCCAGCAUGAGCAAGAAGGAAAAGGCCAAAAAGGCCAAGCAGUCCGGCCGUCCAGCCAUGCAAUUCGGCGGCGAGGAGUGGCACGAUCUCGGCCAGGGCAUCGACCGCAUCGACCGGCUCACCAAGGGCAAGGGCGGCGGCAAAGGCUCCGGUGUGCGGGCGAUGCUGGACAAGAGCCGCAAGCGCGGCCGCGAGACGACAGACGGGCCCCGAGCAAGCGGACACGUGGAUAUGGGCGACCGAUUCCGCAAGAAGGUCAAGAUGCUGGAUGCUGGGCGCCGAGACCGAGGCAAGGGCAGGUCAUAGACGGAACUUUUUGCUGUCUAAUGGUAGUGGCGAUUGCUUGCGUGGCCCAGUGGCACUUUUGGCGUCUUGGCUGCCUGGAGGACAAAGUAGUAGUGGUGGUAGAGGACAAGCAGUAGCAAGAGGAGAUAUCAGCAUGUGGGUAUUGACCGAAGCCAUGUGGUUUUGUUUGGCGUCGUGGUAUAUGCCCUAUUGGCGCAUAUGAUUUCUCAUGAAAUGUAUAUAGACGGAGAUAUGCUCGGACUUUUGCAGCAGCCAUGGUGUCAGCCAGCCACAGGCGAGACGAGAUGGAUGGAUAGACAAAAUAAGGCUGCCACUGAGGAUUUGCCGUUUACAAGCUAAACGAAACUUCUUUCCCACCUUCCUCUUUUUUUAUUAGGCUGCAUUCCGUUCCAUUCCCCGUUUAGCGGAAGUUGGGUUGAGUGACGCAGCCUGAUGACGGGGCCGUGUUGUCCGCCAAUUCUCCGUCAUCACGGAGGAUGUUUGGGCACUGAAGCGCGGAGUUUUACAGAAAUUCGGCCGUAGCGGCUCAUACAGCCAGCGUGCAGUGCAGCACAGUGGAUAACAGUUCCAGUGCUCUGUUUUCAGUGGGUUUGACAGCUGAAGCUGCGUGCCGUGUCUCAUGCAUAGCGAGCCAGGGUUACUGAAUUUUAUGUAGCCUUGACCACCCCUUAAUAAAUAGCAGCAAAAAUAUCACAAGCUUUA